This is a messenger RNA of Trichomycterus rosablanca, 1189 nucleotides long. RefSeq names its product G protein-coupled receptor 52 (gene gpr52). Lineage: Eukaryota; Metazoa; Chordata; Actinopteri; Siluriformes; Trichomycteridae. The record is from RefSeq and is a predicted model, not a curated record. The transcript has a single exon. Gene Ontology annotation, cellular component: plasma membrane. Gene Ontology annotation, molecular function: G protein-coupled photoreceptor activity. Gene Ontology annotation, biological process: phototransduction; G protein-coupled receptor signaling pathway; cellular response to light stimulus. Bases 77 to 1189 code for a protein of 370 amino acids.
CUUGGGUUUUGGCUACAGUCAGUCUGCGUCAAGGAUAAACCCAAACAAUCUUAACUGACUAGACAGGGCCAGAACGAUGAAUCAGUCAAGACAGAUCGAACCCGUCCCUGCUGCAAACAGCAGUCUUGACAGUACUUUUAGUGUGACCUUUAACCACUCCUGUCCUCUAAGCUGGGCUCAAAAUGACGGCAUGGACACUUGCGUCUUUGAGACGGCUCUCAUCGUGCUGCUUACUGUGCUUAUCAUUGCUGGAAAUUUGACCGUCAUCUUCGUGUUCCACUGUGCCCCCUUGCUGCACCACUACACCACUAGCUACUUCAUCCAGACCAUGGCUUAUGCUGACUUGCUGGUGGGCCUAAGCUGCCUGGUGCCCACGUUCUCUCUGCUGCACUACCCGACUGGCAUCCAGGAACCUUUGACCUGCCAGGUGUUUAGUUACGUCAUUUCAGUGCUAAAGAGUGUCUCUAUGGCCUGCCUGGCCUGCAUAAGUGUGGAUCGCUACCUGGCCAUAACGAAACCCCUUUCCUACAACCAGCUCGUCACACCUUGCCGUUUGCGCUGCUGCAUCAUCAUGAUUUGGAUCUACUCCUGUACAGUGUUUCUUCCGUCCUUCUUCGGUUGGGGGAAGCCUGGAUACCAUGGGGAUAUCUUCGAGUGGUGUGCCCAUUCCUGGCCGACCUCUGCGCUGUUUACCGGCUUCGUGGUGUGCCUGCUGUACGCCCCAGCAGCGCUCGUAGUCUGCUUCACGUACUUUCACAUCUUCCGCAUCUGCCAGCAACACAACCGAGAGAUAAGUGAGCGAAGGGCUCGCUUUCCCAGCGCAGAAAUGGAGGCCGGCGAGGGAGGAAACCACGCAGGCCACGGCCCCGACAGACGCUACGCCAUGGUGCUCUUCAGAAUCACCAGCGUCUUUUACAUGCUCUGGCUUCCCUACAUUAUCUACUUUCUCCUGGAGAGCUCGCACAUCUUGGACAGCCCUGCUUUGUCAUUCAUCACCACCUGGUUGGCGAUCAGCAAUAGCUUCUGCAACUGCGUCAUCUACAGUCUGUCAAACAGUGUGUUCCGGCUGGGCAUGCGUAGGCUCUCGCAGACGCUCUGCUCCUCCUGUUCUUUCAGCCCUUGUGCCCAUGAUGACAUGGACUUCAGAGAGCCGAAGCCUAGGAAAAGAGCCAACUCAUGUUCAAUCUGA